Molecule: messenger RNA, 1974 nt
Organism: Diabrotica balteata
Lineage: Eukaryota; Metazoa; Arthropoda; Insecta; Coleoptera; Chrysomelidae
Source: the annotation of a GenBank genome assembly
UGACAGUGACAGGUGGUUAGGUUAGUUUUUCUCAAACGACCUCCAUCGUCGUCUUUGAGAUUAGCAUUGUUUUCAAUAAUCUACAAGGCUUAUUUCAUCACACGCUAUAUCGAUUAAAAUAAUUACACUUUACGGUAUAUAAAAUAAACAUUCAAACAACGAAAUAGUGCAAUUAAAAUCAAAAUGGCAGACAGUACCACAGAAAUAAAUCAAGAAAGAGUUUAUGGAGGAUGCGAAGGACCUGAUGCUAUGUAUGUAAAAUUAAUUUCAUCAGACGGUCAUGAAUUUAUAGUUAAAAGAGAACACGCUCUUACAUCUGGCACUAUCAAAGCCAUGUUAAGUGGCCCUGGGCAGUUUGCCGAAAAUGAAGCAAAUGAAGUUAACUUUAGAGAAAUCCCAUCCCAUGUACUACAAAAGGUCUGCAUGUACUUUACCUACAAAGUUCGUUACACAAACAGCUCCACAGAGAUACCUGAAUUUCCUAUUGCUCCAGAAAUUGCACUAGAAUUAUUGAUGGCUGCUAAUUUCUUAGACUGUUAAAUUAUUUAUUCUAAAAAAUGGGGGUUGUUAAUUACUUAGCUGUAAAAUGCAGUUGCUAGUUUUUUUAUUUAUUUAUUUGUACUUCAUUAGUAAUAAUAAUUAGAUGACAAUUGAAAUGCUGCAAGGAUAUCAGAAGAAAAAACAAUGUUGACUGCCAAAGUUGAUUGUAUCAUAUAUUUAAAUAGUUUCUGUAAAGUUUGAAUAAUUACUUUUAUUGUAUAGAUGAUUUUGUGUGAGUAACUCAUCAUUUUCAAAUACUACCUGGAAAAAAACUACCCUGCAACUACAUUUAAGGAAGUUCAUUGCAUUUUGAUAGAGAAGUAAUAAAAUGUAUCUUUAUUAGUAAAUCAGUUUGCAAUUCAUUUCACUGUUGCCAACCUGUAUAGUGAAAGAGUUCAGUAAGACACUUAAAUACCUAUAUUUGAUUAUACAUGGUAUUGGCACUAAACUAUUCAUAUGUUAGAAGUCAUCUAAGUUAGUUCUCUAGAAUUGGUGAUAAUAAAAUACCAUUUUGUUUUCUCUAGCUGGAUAUCUCAUUGUUUCGCUUUAAAACAAUACUUCUACAGUAUAGUAAUGACAGUUGACAUUGCUAUUUUUUGUUUUAUUUCAGUGAUUUUUAUUUUCUGUGCUUUUGAUAUGUAAAGAGUUAUGAACAUCAUCAUUAACUCAAUUAAUGUGGACCUUAGUUGAGCAUCUUGUUUCAACACUCGUAUUAUGUUGGUGAUCUUCAAAAUCUUUAAUAAAUGGUUUUAUUUCAUAUUAUCACUGAGUAUUUCCAAAAAAAUUUUACUCCUUCAAAGAAAUCAUCAGUACUUGGUUAUUUGAAACAUUUAUUUUUUUUUAUUAGAAAUUGAGCAAUUCCUUUGGGCUAUCUGCUAUCUGGUAAUUUUGUAUCUAGCAUACUUUUAAUAUUGUGUUUUAUAAACACACACCUUUAGAGAUAUAUCAUGUCAAAUACACUAAAAGUUGCUUUAAGAUAUUGGUGGCCCAGCAUUUUACUUUGGUUUAUUUUGCCAGACUGUUUUUUUUUUGCAUAAUAUUGAAGUUGUUUCAAAUAAAUAUAGUUACUUAUAUUGAUUGUGUAUUACACUAAUUCUAAUAUUUCUUAUAAACUUUAUAGACUGCAUUUCACAGCAAUACUUAUCUAACACUCUAGACGCCAUAUAGUUCAGCUCAUUAUGCAUAUUAUCUAUAAAAUGUCAAAACAUGAAACUUUAAGAUUUAGCUUAUCAUUAUAUACUUGAAUAUUUUAAUUUGGCUUAAAUUUCAAUCAAGUAAUUUCAUAUUUGAUUAUUUUUAUAUCCUUGAAGUUGAACUAAUACUAUUUUCAGUUUUUCAUUUUUAUUUUUGAUUCUCAUGUUUUAAUUAUUUUACUGCAGAACUUAAUGUAUUUAGAAAUGAUUUUUUUCCCAAUAAAUUUUUUUACUAACUUAA